GCAGCGCGGCCCCGCCAUGAGCCGGAGGUAGCGGCGGCGCCUUCCGCAGCCGCCGCCGCCCGCCCGCCCUCGCCGCCGCGGCGGCGGCCGGGCCCGCGAUGCCGAACCAGAAGGGCGGCAAGGGCAAGAAGAACAAGCGCGCCAACAGCAGCGGCGACGAGCAGGAGAACGGGGCGGCGGCAGGCGGCGGCGCCGCGGCGGCGGGAGGCGGCGGGGCCGCGGCGGGCGGCGGGGCCGGAGCGGCGGCGGCGGGCGGAGGCGCGGGUGGCGGAGCGGGCGGCGCGGCGGCCGCGGGCGGCGCGGCGCCCGGCGACGUCAAAAGCGAAGCCCCUUGUGCUACUCCAUUGAUCUGUAGCUUUGGAAGGCCAGUGGACCUUGAGAAGGAUGACUACCAGAAGGUUAUAUGCAACAACGAGCACUGCCCUUAUAGCACCUGGAUGCACCUUCAGUGCUUCUACGAGUGGGAAAGCAGCAUUCUUGUCCAGUUCAAUUGCAUCGGCAGAGCGAGGAGCUGGAAUGAGAAGCAGUGUCGCCAGAACAUGUGGACAAAGAAGGGAUACGACCUCGCUUUUCGCUUCUGCUCCUGUCGGUGCGGGCAGGGUCAUUUAAAGAAGGACACUGACUGGUACCAGGUGAAACGAAUGCAGGAUGACAAGAAGAAGAAAUCGGUGUUGGAGAAGAGCACAGGGAGGUCUAUGGUGGAAUCAGCCGAAGAGGCCAAAAAGGGCAGGCCAGCCAACAAGCCACAGAAGGGCUUAAGUCAUGACAUCCAGCGAAGGCAUUCAAUGGACAGGCAGAACUCCCAAGAGAAGAGUGUUAUUGGUGGCAGCUAUGCCGUUCGCUCCCCCUGUGUCUCUCCUGGGCAGUCCCCACCAACCGGCUACUCGAUCCUUGCCCCCACCCACUUCAGCGGCCCCCGCUCCUCACGAUACUUAGGAGAGUUUCUGAAGAAUGCCAUCCACCUGGAGCCACACAAGAAGAACAUGGCUGGAGGGGGAAUGUUCAGGAAUGCGCACUUUGAUUAUGGGGCAGCUGGUUUGCAAGCACAUCGGUCGGGACACUUCGAUGCCCCCGUGCAGUUUUUGAGAAGGCUUGACCUAUCUGAGCUUCUCACUCACAUACCUAGGCAUAAAUUGAAUACUUUUCAUGUGCGAAUGGAAGACGAUGCCCAGGUGGGCCAAGGGGAGGACCUGCGGAAGUUUAUUCUUGCUGCUCUUAGUGCCAGCCACAGGAAUGUUGUGAACUGUGCACUGUGCCACAGGGCAUUGCCAGUGUUUGAACAGUUUCCGCUGGUGGAUGGAACCCUAUUUCUUAGCCCAUCGAGACACGAUGAAAUUGAAUAUGAUGUUCCCUGUCACCUUCAAGGAAGGCUUAUGCAUCUCUAUGCUGUUUGUGUAGACUGCUUAGAAGGGGUUCACAAAAUUAUCUGCAUUAAAUGCAAGUCCCGAUGGGAUGGAAGCUGGCAUCAACUGGGAACUAUGUAUACCUACGAUAUUCUGGCAGCAUCUCCCUGUUGUCAGGCUCGACUGAACUGUAAGCACUGUGGGAAGCCAGUAAUAGAUGUACGGAUUGGCAUGCAGUAUUUCUCCGAAUACAGCAACGUCCAGCAGUGUCCUCACUGUGGAAAUCUAGACUACCACUUCGUGAAGCCAUUUUCUUCAUUUAAAGUUUUGGAGGCUUAUUGACGAAAGCUUUGCUUUAGUAAUAGCUAUUUUAUGGGUAUUUCAACUUUAUUACAUAUCUUUUUAUAGAAUUCAUUCUGUGAUGAAAUUACUUUCUUUUCUAACUGAAAGAGCAGCUUCUUUGUCUGUGUACAUAUGAAUAUGUAUAUAUACAUGUUGUUAAAUCAGAAUCCUCCUGAUGAGAUCUCUGUCAAGGUUGGAGGCAAGCCAAUUUUAAUGGCCUUUGAAUAUAUCCCAGGUGUGGGGAUAAAAUGUUCAGCUAUAAUUAUUUGGUUGUAUUUUUUGUAUUAUUGUAAUACAGUUGAGAGAAGGGUGUGGGGAGACCUACAGGAUGCAGAAAUAUGUCCAGGUGGAAGGUGGGUAAUUGUGUAGGGUUGUUGUGCCUCUAGCAUGGUGGAAAUGGGAAAUCCUUGGAAAGAAGUUGUCCCAUUAGUGUUAAAUUCAUCAAAUCUCUUGCAUCCCAAUGGGGGCAGGAGCAUACGUAUCCCAGACUUGUGGUUGUUUUUGUGGGCUUUUGUUCAGGUUUCCCAGGAUGGGGGAAAACUAAAAUAUUGUGACAAGUGAAUGUAAAUCUAUGCCAAAAAAGCUAAUCUUGAAUUAUUUUUUGGCAUAGUGUCUUCCUGCCAUGUAUGUUUGAUGUGUGUUCCCCACACUGACUGAUCGUAUGGCAAUAGGGCUGCUUCCACCAGUGUUGUAAUGUUACCAGUUGGGUCAUUUGUUUGUACCAAAACAAGCUGAAUAUCUUAAAAUGCUUUAUUUAAAGAUAUUUCUUCACAGAUAUUUUAGGACCUCAUAAUAAGUGGAAGGAACAGGCUGAACUGGAUGGGGUUGUUUGUAUGUGUCUGCUGGGGCUGGGGCUUUGCUUCCUACUGCUGACUGGUGUGACUGAUUCGGAAAGAGGACCACGAAGUGGGAUCUGGGCUGUCAGACCUGUAAGAGCUGAGAGGCACCUAAUAUGACGCAUGGCAUUUGUUUUCAAGUCAAUGAAUUGCUGCACCUUUGUCUUUCAAAAGUUAAGUAAGACCAGGGUCUAAAAACUUGGAGACUUUUUAGAAAGCAGACUUAGUGUAUUUACUUUCUACAUGCCUCUGUGCUGUAUAUAGUAGUCUCUGCAUUAGGCAGUAAAUUUGUGUUAUAGGGGUUGGCCCUGUAGAAUCUGCAAAUUUUGUUUUUCACUCCCCACUUUUUCCUUCUAUAAAUAAAAGUUUUUAAAUAGGCUUAAUAAAAGUUUUAAUAGGUCACUGAUAUUUUACGUGGCUACUCAAGCCAGCAGUGAUGCUUGCAAGGGCUUUCUUUGUUCACAGUGUAUUUAUGGAAUGGUCGGUCACUCAAGAGGUGUGGGUUUUGAUUCUCUUUGUGAGAUGGGAUUAUGUUUUGUUUCUUCUGAGGUUUAUCAGUUUUCCCCAAAUUACUGUCUUAUUGUAUCUGUAGAAAUCACGAUCUUGAAAAUGACCCUGAUACUCUGCACAUCCUGGGAAAGAAAACAAAAAAGUCAGAAGCCAAAAAAGCAUUGCAUGCGCUGGGCAGAGAACUAUGCUUUCUGCUAAAUUAAGAAAAUAAUGUGCACAUAAAACUUGAACUGAAUAUCCGUGUUUCUUUGUGCAUAAAAAAUGCAAAAUUCACAGUUUUAUUCCUGGCUGUCUUCAUUGCAGAAUUAGCUUCCUUUUAGUAUUAGACGCUUCAGAUAGUACUCAAGCUGCACAGAGGGCUUAUGUUGGCAAAGAUCACUUACUCCUAACUUGAGUGGUAAUAUUCUUAGAAGCAAGCCAACUCAAGCUGAUGAUUUUCACAUCUGGAUAGGGCUGGGCUGUCUCUGGCUGGUGAGCCAGAACAGCAAUGUUAGCAGGCUGUGCUGUCUUACAUCACUGGCACUCCCUUCGCCCUGUCCUCACUUCUUGUCCAUGUGUUUGUAUCUGGAGCACAUCCUUGGGGUUUUGUGCAGUUGUUUCCUCAGAGUGUGUUUUAAAAGUUUUGGGAAAUCCUAUUUCCUUUUUAAGACAAACUGUGGGAAAAAUUUUGAGAGACUUAGCACCGUUCUGGUGUGGUUACCACAAAUCCAAGUUACAGCUACUCCAUUUGCAGUGGUACCAGCACUGUAAUUGUUGCCUACAGGAACAGGAUCUGGCCCAGCCAUACCUGGGCUGGAAGAAGGUGGCUAGCAGAUAAAACAUUAUUAGCUCUGCAUUACAGGCUUCCCUUGUAGGGAACAAACAAGUUACAGUUUGAAUUAACAACUUGGGCCCUUCAGCUUCAAUGGUGUGUUCCCAAAACCUGGUGGACAUAGGGUGGUUUGGAGUCACCUUAUCUGGCAGUACUGUGAGAACCAGAUUAAAAGCACAAGUACUGGGUGAUUCCAGCAGUCUAAAAUCACACAGCAAAGACAACUCCUGUAAUGAGAAAAAUUAAAAUAUAUAUGUGUGUUUUGUUUGAUCUUGAGUGCUAGUCAUUCAAGCCUUGAGCCUAGGGUAUUAAUCCCCACAUGCACUACAUGGAUAAUAAAAUAGUAGCAUUCUGUAUCCAUUUUUUUCAAACAUUUGGUGAGGAGAGGUGUCACUGUGCGAUGCACGUGGUAGGGCAGAAGUGGGAUCUGGAGAUCUUCUAAAUACUUGUUCAUUUACUUUCCUUAGAGUAGCUUAAUUUAUGAUUUUAUUCUUUAGGUACUUAGAUGCCUCUCCAGAUACAUAUGUACGACAAUCGAUAUAAGAGUAGAAAUGGAAAAAAGGGAAUUUGGCUACUUUUUAAAAACACAAGCAUAUGAAAGGUUGUACAGUAUAUUCAAGUCAAAACCAAGAAUGCCGCAGACUGAGAAAGUGGGAAUGGAAAUGCCUAUUUAAAUUAUUAACAGUGAGAAGUUAUGUACAAAUCUAUCAAAGAAAACAAUUUACUUCUCCUUCAUCUUUCCCUUUUAAUUCUGCUAUUAAGUGAGUCUUUGCUGCCGCUAGUGGAAAUGCCUGUUUUCUUGCAAAGUGUCUCUCUCAACUGGAGUUUAGCAGCAGAUGUAGAACGGCAAAAAUGAUCCUCAGUGGAAACUAGCUGAACAACAGAAAGAUUCUCUGAACUUUUCCUCCAAAGUAAAUUGUCCCAGUUUGUAGAGAAUGCUGUCUCUGCUUCUUGCUAAUACAGAAAUCUGUUCAUGGGUUACUGCAAAAUGUCAGUAAGAUUUUGUUAGAUGCAUCAGAUUCCAAUCAAGCAGUUAGACCUACCCUUUUGGCUGGGCGUUGAAUAAGCACGAGGGCAAAGCUAACUUCGAGACUUAACAGAUACUUAAGAGGUUGAAGUGCACAGCACUUGGUUUGCUAUCUAUCAUGAUGACCAUUGGAAAGAGUCAAUGGGAUUUUGUAUGUGUCAAAAGGGAAAUGAUUUGUCUAGGCAAGGAGCUGCUUGCUUUGCUUGUUUGGCUGAAGUUUACUCUUCACUACCUUUCAUUUUUCUGAUGCUGUGUGUUCUUUUUAGUCUGGCCUGUGGUCAGAUUAAACUGUGCCUGAAGUAUGUUUUGUAAAUGAGAAUACAGUCCUCUGGAUUUGGAGGUACAUUCUACUCUUCCGAAAUGCACGAUACUCCUUGUGAUAGUAAUAGGAGUUGCAUGUGCAAAUGCUUUUCUUUCCAGUAGUUAACAAUGUUUUCCAUAGGAGAGGCUUGCAUUUAGCUAGACUUAAUAUUUUGGAUGUGUAAAUGAAUUCAUCCAUCAGUAGUACAUUUUAAAGUAAAUUUUGAUAACCAUAACUAACAAAAUGGGCGUCUUUUACAUGCUGACAUGUAAUUUGACAUCUACCAAGGUGAACAGGCUGAAAUUCUUGUUCUAAUGCUGCAGAGUCAUGACAACUACAAUGUCCUGUAGCCCAUAGACUAUUCGACAGUCUAUUUGCAUUAAUGUGUCCAGUAGUGAGCAGUGUAUUCAUAAUGAAUUUAGUUGGGAAAAUGAGGUAUAUUCCUACAAGGGAGGCAUCUAACACAGUUUUGUUUUGUUUUCAUGUACUCUUCAUUUUGCUGUACCAGGUAACUGAGGACAAACAUGUUGUUGUAAGGCCACUGGUGAGAAAACCCCUCAAAAAUACACUUGUCCGUUAAGGUUUCUUGUUGAGACAUUCUUGGAUUGCACUUCUGCAGAUGGAAGAAUAUGUACAUAGCAAAUGAAUGUUGAUGAAAUUAAAAUAAUUGGUUAUGAUAUCAUUUGCGUGUGUUGUUAGAGAAUAUUUUGUUGUGACUUCUCUGUAUUAAAAAAGUAAUAAAUACCAGACAGCUAA
Gallus gallus (chicken) is the source of this 5926-nucleotide messenger RNA. It is a transcript of the gene HECA, whose product is annotated as hdc homolog, cell cycle regulator. The record is from RefSeq and is a predicted model, not a curated record. Bases 99 to 1685 code for a protein of 528 amino acids. Lineage: Eukaryota; Metazoa; Chordata; Aves; Galliformes; Phasianidae. The transcript is spliced from 4 exons.